Molecule: messenger RNA, 2381 nt
Organism: Portunus trituberculatus (swimming crab)
Lineage: Eukaryota; Metazoa; Arthropoda; Malacostraca; Decapoda; Portunidae
Product: probable acyl-CoA dehydrogenase 6
Exons: 8
Coding region: 345-1607 (420 amino acids)
Biological process (GO): fatty acid beta-oxidation using acyl-CoA dehydrogenase
Molecular function (GO): flavin adenine dinucleotide binding; acyl-CoA dehydrogenase activity
Source: RefSeq, a predicted model, not a curated record
CUCGUAGUGCAGCGAUGCUUAUAUCACCAUGCGGACUUUGGACUGUGAACUUAAUUACUGCCAACCAACAGUGUGAGACUAUUCUGUAGGACUCAUAAAGAACCGAUACACUGCGCUUCAAGGGGGGUGUUUAAUUGCUGAGAGGGGCACAUGGUAAUCCCUACACAAAAAUCAAGUAACGGAAGGCCUAAGAAGAGAUUAUAUCACUCCUCAUGAACGCGAUGAUUUGGCAACUGUGGUGUCCUUGAUCAGCUGAUUGACGUAAACACAGCGCGGCUUUGCACACUGAGGGAGAGGGAGGGACUGAGUGACUGACCCAAAGAAAGAGAGAUACAGAAGGGACAAUGCGUGUGCUUCGCUUUCUAGGGAAACUCUCGGUUCCAUCAUCAAUUCAUCUAAGGUUAAUAAGAAACAUAAGUACAUCAGUGCCUAGAAAUGGGAGCCUCUUCACCCAGGAACACAGGGAACUGCAGAGCUCCUUGACAAAGUUAAUUGACACAGAGAUCAAUCCCUAUGUGGACCAGUGGGAGGAGGAGGGACAGUAUCCUGCACAUGAGGUCUUCAAAAAGCUUGGGCAGGCUGGAUUCCUUGGAAUUACCAAACCAGAAAAGUAUGGAGGCCUUGGAUUGGAUUAUUCAUUUGCUGUGGCAGCACAUGAAACACUGGGCAAUAUCAACUGUGGUGCCAUCCCUAUGUCUAUAGGAGUACAGACAGACAUGUCAACACCUGCCCUAGCACGGUUUGGAAGUGACUAUGUUAAGGAACAGUUUCUUGCACCAAGCAUAGCAGGAGAUUAUGUGUCCUGCCUAGGGGUUAGUGAGCCAGGAUCUGGAUCAGAUGUGGCCACCAUUAAGACCACAGCUAGGUGGGAUGGAGAUGACCUGAUCAUUAAUGGCCAAAAAAUGUGGAUUACCAAUGGCUUUCAAGCUGACUGGAUAUGCCUCCUUGCCAACACAUCGCAGGCUGCACCACACCUCAGCAAGUCCCUCAUAUGUGUGCCCAUGGACUCACCAGGAAUCCAUUUAGCAAAACGCAUCAAUAAGAUUGGAAUGCUGUCUUCAGAUACAGCUCAGAUUUUCUUUGAGGAUGUAAGAGUCCCUGCCAAGAACUUGAUUGGUGAGGAAGGAAAGGGUUUUACUUACCAGAUGAUGCAGUUUCAAGAGGAGCGUCUGGCCGCUGCUGGAUUGCUUCUUCGUCCCAUGGAGAAGUGUGUCGAGGCCACAAUAGAGUACACCAAGAACCGUCAGGCUUUUGGCAAGUCGAUCCUUGACAACCAGUAUGUUCAUUAUCGCCUUGCUGAAUUACAAACAGAAAUUGAAGCUCUCAGAGCCCUGACCUACAGAGCAACAGAGCUGUACAAAGAAGGGGAGGAUGUUACAAAGCUGGUGUCCAUGUGCAAGUUGAAGGGAGGGCGGCUGGUGCGUGAAGUCUCAGACUCCUGCCUUCAAUUUUGGGGUGGCAUGGGAUUCACUAAAGAGGUCAUUGUGAGCAGGUUCUAUAGAGACAUGCGGCUGGUAUCAAUUGGCGGUGGAGCAGAUGAGGUUAUGCUGAGUAUUAUAUGCAAGUACUUGGGGAUCCUUCCCAAGCUGGGCAAAAAGAAGCAUUAAGCUGCCAACAGCAGUAACAGGUCAGGGUUGCUGCACAUGAGAGAAAAAUCAGGAAGAAUUGCUCAAUAUUCAAGUUUUAAAGUCUAGAAAAUUAGAAAUUUUACUUAUUCAGCCUAGUUAUGCUCCAUCUAGAAAUUUUAUGAUUUAAAAAUAUAUGAGGAAAAUUAAUUAUUGUGAGAGCUAACCAAAAUGACACUUCUAGUUUUGUUAUAGGAAAUAGACAACCAGAUGUGUGAUUGUUUAGGAUCCUUUUUAUGUGAGAAGGUAGAGUCCCCUGCUGUGCUGUAGGAUAGUGCUGCCAGCUGAAAUAAAUGAGCUGGAGGCAAAGAGAACAAGUCAUCUUCUAUGAUUAGAGUUGAAGAUUGUGAAUUGUUCAGAUAGUGUCCAGAAGUCAAAGGUUGUCAUUGAAAUAUUAAAAAAGUUAGCUAUCUAAAACUUUUUUAGCAGCAGUACUGCAAUACACAAUGAGUGAUUAAGAUGGAAUUAGUAUAAUGGAAAGAAGUGAGUACAAACUUUUUUGUCAGGUACACUUUGCAAGAUCAACUUUAGAUUGUCCUCAAACAAUGGUGCUGUACAAAUGAUACAAUGCAAUAUUGAGUAACAGAUUUGAAUAUUAUUAAGUUAAACUGAAUUGAUAAUAUUUAUAGUUAUUUUGUUGGUAUGUAAAGUCCUUUUUAUCUCUCUACUAUGGGAUUUCCAGCUUUUAUGUUUUCCCAUGGUGAUUUAUAAGUGAGAUUAGUUAUUCACAAAGAUUAUAUUUUACACAAUAUCCUU